ACGCGUGCUGUUGCCAUGGAGCCCCGUUGCCACGGAGCAGAGUCUGUUUCCUUGUGAAAAGUUGAGCUUUAAGGUGAAGUAAAACCCUCGGUGUGAACGGGACUCUGCUCGGUGGGAUGUUACCGAAAAACGGCCACGAGAGUUAAAGUUCUCCACCGAGCCAAACCGGGACACCGGAGAGACGAAGUGACCGGAGGAACCGGAGCUGCUGCCGCCUCACUCUGACCCACCAUGAGCUGCAGAGAAGCUCAGGGCCGCCUGCAGGUCCUCCAGAUCUACCGCCUGCUGCAGUACGUCCAUGAAGGAGACAAACCGCAGAUGGAGAAGAUGAUCAACGUCGGAGUGAAGAACCUCAUCAACCUCACCGAGCCACGGGACGGCAAAGGGGCGCUGCACGUCGCCGUUUCAACCAACGACCACGACCUUGUUGACUUUCUCCUCUCUCAUGGAGCAAAUCCCAACAUCCAGGACAAGAAGGGCCAAACCCCGAUGAUGUUAGCCGCUGAGCUGGGCAACGCCGCCAUCGUGGUUCUGCUGGCCAAGAACCAGGCCAACGUGAUGCUGCUGGACGCUGAAGGAAAAGGUGUACUGUUCUACUGCAUCUACCCCACCAAGCGCCACUCCCACUGCCUGCAGGUGGCGCUGAAGUGCCAGGCGGACGUCAACAAUGUGUCAUCAAACGGGAUUCAUGUCUUCCAGCUGUCAUGUGAAAAAGCCGAGGAGUGCGAGCCGUUGUGUCUGACCCUGCUGGACGGUGGAGCAGACCCCAAUGCAGCUGAUCAGAAUACUGGUGUCACGGCAUUAAUGGCAGCAGCCAGAGCCGGAUCCCUGCAGCUGGUUAGAGCCAUCCUGAAGAAAGGAGGAAACCCCAACGCCCUGGACGGGAAGCGUCUCACAGCAGCUCACUAUGCCGCCAUGGGGGGCUUCUUUGAGGUGAUUCGGGUUCUGUCUGCGUACUCAGCAGACCUGGGAGUGAUCAAUCUGGAUAGCUGCACACCGUUACACUACGCUGCUGCCACCGGCAGCGCUAACUGCUGCAAGUUCCUGGCACAGAGAGGUUGUAACCCGAAGCUGAAGAACCAGGAAGGUCUGCUGCCACGUCAGAUUGCCAAAGAGUCCGGUCACAAAGCAGCAGCCAAGGAGCUCCGGAAAGCAGAGAAGCGACAGGGGAAAGGCAACAAGUCCAGCGGUGUCAACCUCAUGUCAGACGUCUGGGCGCUGACCCUCCAUGACUGGUCCCACGAAUACGCCUUCGAAUUAUGUCAAGCCUUCACUGACGAAGGGGACUCUGUCGACAAAGAGAAGUUUAUUUCUGUGUUGGAGGAGCUACAGGCUCCGGUUGAACUGGAACAGCUUCAUACUGUGGUCUCAGCCCAUGAAAAGGGAAGAGACGGGGACAUCAGCAUUAACGACUUCCUCAAAGGUGUGAAGUACGUAAAGAAACCGUUCCUUCUCUCCUCCUAUAUGCCUAAAAAGAAAAAGGGUGAAAAGGGAGGUAAAGGAGGUAAGAAGAAGGGUAAAAAGAAGGGUAAAUUUGUCCUGCCCUUGCCCAUUUGCACCCAGCCACUGGAGGUCAUGCCGCGGCGACUGGACGGAGGUCCUCCUCCCUUCAUGAUCGAGACCUACCACAACCCCUCAGACAUCAGGAGGUUCAACCCCGACCACCCACCAGCACAUCCCAUAAUGAACGACUCCGGGUGGUACAUGGAGAAACCAGAGAAGGUCUACGUCAGUAUCAGCUACUGCGUGAAGAGUGGAGAUCUGGAGUCCCUGGACCUGGCCUUCAGCCACGGGGUUCCUGUGGACGUUCACGAUCAGCACUACAAGACGCCGCUGAUGGUCGCCUGCUCCAGUGGAAACUACGAGGUCGCCCAGUUCCUCCUCAGCCGCGGGGCUGAUGUGAACGUGUCUGAUGGGUUCCUGUGGACGCCCCUCCAUCACGCUGCUUACACCGGAGACGUGGAACUGAUGGAGCUCCUGGUGAAGGCCGGAGCCGCUGUGGAUGCUGUAGCCAUCGGUGGAGGAACACCACUAAUGAGGGCCAUAGAAAGCUCCAAACCCGCCUGUGUGGACUUCCUCAUCAAGGCAGGGGCCAGAGUGAAUGCAGAGACCAGCAAAGGACAUAACUGUCUGGAUGUGGCCAGAGCUUUUGGAGACUCCAGAGUCAUCGACCUGGUCAAAGAUAGGAUGAAUUCUCUGCCCAAACCCAAGGAUCCAGGGAAGGGGAAGGGGGGCAAAAGUCCACAAACUAAACCUGCUAAAGUGAAGGGUUUUUCUGCAGGAGGUUCAGUUCACGCCGAGGCAUCAACAGCUCCAGCAGGACUCCCACUGCCAGAGCAGAAAGAAUCAAAGGGUGUCAUCCUGCAGAACACAAGGAUCACUACAGGGAGGACCAACACCGUGGACAUCACCUUUGUGCCAAAAACGGUCUGGGGGAAGCCGCCCUCCACCCAGCAGCUGAUGUCUCAGAUAGACAGACGGAAGCAGGACUUCUCCCUGGAGGUGGACCUGGAUGAUCUGCUGAUGCCCUUCAGCCGCAACAUCCAGAGGAAGAUCCUGGAGCUGACCAAGCAGACAGACUAGGCUGGAGGAAGGUCAGGCAGAGACGGACACCACACUCUGAAUCAUAGACCUGGACACCGAUAACGGUUAUGGAUAUCUGAUCAGUUUUGGGACUUUAAUGUUUUCAUUAGCAUUGACUGGCAUCAUGUUUAGUUUCAGAGGACACACAUGGUAUCAUUUCAUGAUGCUAAGUUACAAACCAUAAAGCCAUACAGUUUAAAAGGAUGAAAUGAGUGAAUCCAUAGAAAUAACGGGUGCACCUUUCAUUACUGUAAAUCCUCAGUGUUCAGCAGGGAUGUUUAUCUGUUAAAUAUCGUAAAACACUGGAUGAUGCGUGAGGAUUUCUGCACAUAAGUAUAGAAUGAAUGGCUGCUGUACUUUCAGUCUUGCUGUGUAGAAUCUCAUGACUGUGGAAGUUAACUACCUCAUCUAACAGUAACGGGCUGGGACUCUCUGAGCAGAGGACAGGAAGUUAGUCCUGUCUGUCCGUCUGUCCCACCUGCAGUUAGAGACAUUCAGAGUCUGGUUGAAAUGACAGGAGACAGAGAUCGGUUAAUUACUGUACUGAGUGUUUUUCUCUGUUUCUGUCUGAGUUUCUUUCUUUCAUUCUGUCUCUUUGUCUUUCUGUCUCUCUUUUUGUCUUUUCUUUUGACCUGUCUUCUUUUGUUUCUGUCUUUGCCUUUAUUUCUACCUCUGCGUCUUUCCGUCUGUAGUUGAUCUUCCUUCUCUCUUUCUUUCUUCACAGAUAACUCUUCAGACUCUAACUGCUGAUCUUCCUCUCCUCAUGGCAGUUGGAGCACACCAGCUCUCCCACAGCUCUGUUCAGAUUCUAUAAAACUGCUCUGCAUUACUCAAUGCACUCAUUAAGCCCCAAAUGUUUAAGCUUCAAACUGUUUCUGAGCAGGAAAAUACAGAAAUUAAGGAUUUAUUUUUUCUUUUUGCCAGAAUGCCUGAAUUUUUUUUCUGUUGAGCUGCAGUUUUUAGGUGGAAAUGUCUUAAAAACGUCAUAUUGACGUGUUAACAGGGUAAAAAACUAGAUUUUCUCUAAGAAGAAUGUCAGACCUGUUCUCAGUCAGCUCCCCUGUGAUCGUUCCUUUUGGUUUCUCUGCUGGAACAUUUUAACUGCAGAGAACUUCCUUCUCCUCAGGUGCAGUUCCUCUUCAUGACCAGCAUGUGGCGCUGUUUGGCUAAUUUGGCAAUGCAGGGGUUCAGAAAGAAGAUAAAACUUGUAGGGAGCUGUUGUUUCUCACUCAGAAAAGCAUCAAAAUGGCCCCCAUGUGUGUUUACUGUCCUCAGUUAGAAUCUGCUAACUCUGUAUUCAUCACAUUAUUAUUAUUAUUAUUUUAAGACGCUCAGAUGUUUCAGCUCUGCCUUCAGUGUCUCGUUAAUUCUGCAGCCGAACAGUAUUUGGGUCAUAUUUCUGCUGUGGAUGGUGUUUAUGGGGAAUAAUCUCAGGAAGAGGACGUUGUUUUGUGCGUUAAAUGUCGCAUCGAGGCGCUCCCAUCACCACCAUCGGCAGAUAAAAUUAGAUUGCAGCGUCCUGAAGGUCCACAGGGACGCAGUUAUAUAAUGUGAUAUACAGGCAGAGGGUGGAGGGGUAGGAGCUCUGAGCUUAGGGGGUUCACAGUAACACAGGGGUAGUUUAAAUAUACAGUCAGAAUACUGCUGAGGAGAGAAGGGGGGGGGGAUUAGACCAGGGAGAGCCAAGAGGAGGCGGGAAAACACACAUGAUGAUUUACAGGAAGAGGAAUAAAGAGAAGAAGCAUCACAGACAUUUAUGAUGAUGAGGAGGAGGAGGAGGAGGAGAGGGUGACUCAGAGGAUGGGAGGGAGGGAUGGAGGCGGAGGAGGGGGAGGAGGAGGAGGAGAGGGCUUUUCUAGCACCAUCAGUGGCUCACAGGUUAGAGGAGUAAACAAGCUGCCGGUGGGGAUGGAGGGUCGUGACGCAGUUCGUCUGUCAGGGCGUUGCUCUGGCGUGCACGGUCCUGCAGAGUGUGUGUGUGUGUUCAUGUGGUGUGUGUGUUCAUGUGGUAUGUGUGUGUGUUCAUGUGGUGUGUAAACUCCUCACAUCAUUUUAUUUAUGACGACUCAUUCACAUUUUCCUGCAUGGAGUCUGUGGAGGAUUGUGACCAACAUGCCAGCAGUGGUUCUGAUUUUCUGCAGUUUCAGUCUCCUCUCCUCUCCUCUCCUCUCCUCUCCUCUCCUCUCCUCUCCUCUCCUCUCCUCUCCUCUCCUCUCCUCUCCUCUCCUCUCCUCUCCUCUCCUCUCCUCUCCUCUCCUCUCCUC
Molecule: messenger RNA, 4847 nt
Organism: Acanthochromis polyacanthus (spiny chromis)
Lineage: Eukaryota; Metazoa; Chordata; Actinopteri; Pomacentridae
Gene: ankef1a
Product: ankyrin repeat and EF-hand domain containing 1a
Exons: 11
Coding region: 232-2583 (783 amino acids)
Molecular function (GO): protein binding
Source: RefSeq, a predicted model, not a curated record